AUGGGCACGGGAGGUGCAGCGCUGGUCGCCGCCGCCCUCGCCGUGGUGGUGGUCACGAGGCUGUGGACGGUGCUGUUCCACCUGGUGUGGCGCCCGUACGCCGUCGCGAGGGCGUUCGCGCGGCAGGGCAUCCGCGGGCCGCCGUACCGUGUCUUCGUGGGCAACAGCAAGGAGGUUCAGGCGAUGCGGGCGGCGACGAGCGGCGACACGCUGGACAUCACCUCCCACGACUACAUCCCGCGCGUGAUGCCGCAGUACCGCGCGUGGAUGUCGCUCUACGGUAAGGUGUUCCUGACGUGGUCCAGCUCGACUCCGGCGCUGUUCGUGGGCAGCUACGACAUGGUGAAGCGGGUCCUCUCCGACAAGUCGGGGCUGUACGGCAAGCCGGACCCGGGCCCCACCAUACUGUCCCUGAUGGGCAUGGGCCUCGCCUUCACCAACGGCGACGACUGGUCGCGCCACCGCCGCGUCGUGCACCCGGCGUUCGCCAUGGACAAGCUUAAGUCGAUGACGGGGGCGAUGGCGGCGUGCGCGGCGGACGUGAUCCGGGCGUGGGAGGCGCGCGCCGCCGCAAGCGGGGACGGGGAGGGGGUCACGGUGGAGGUGGGGCAUCAGUUCACGGAGCUCACCGCCGACGUGAUCUCGCACACGGCGUUCGGCAGCAGCUACCGGCAGGGGAAGGAGGUGUUCCUGGCGCAGCGGGAGCUCCAGUUCAUCGCCUUCGCCUCCAUCAACAGCGUGCACGUGCCGGGCAUGCAGUACGUGCCCACCAAGGCCAACGUGCGCCGCUGGCAGCUCGAGCGCACGGUGCGGGGCACGCUCAUGGCCAUCAUCGGCGAGCGCCUCGCCGUUGCAAAGGAGGCGAGGGGUUACGGCAGCGACCUGCUCGGCCUCAUGUUGGAGGCCAACGCCGCCGGCGACGACGGCGGCAAGAGGCAGCAGGCCAUGACCAUGGACGAGAUCAUCGACGAGUGCAAAACCUUCUUCUUCGCCGGCCACGACACGACCUCGCACCUCCUCACCUGGUCCAUGUUCCUCCUCGGCACGCACCCCGAGUGGCAGCAGCGGCUCAGGGAGGAGGUGAUCUGGGAGUGCGGCGGCGCCGAGGUGCCCCUCCGCGGCGACGCCCUCAACAAGCUCAAGCUCGUGACGAUGGUGCUGUACGAGACACUCCGGCUGUACGGCGCGGUGCCGAUGAUCUCGAGGCAGGCGAUGGCGGACGCGGACCUCUGCGGCAUGAAGGUGCCCAAGGGCACCCACCUGCUGAUCCCGAUCGCGAUGCUUCACCGCAACGAGGAGGUGUGGGGCGCAGACGCCGGCUUGUUCAACCCGCUCCGGUUCCGGGACGGCAUUGGCAGGGCGGCAGCGCACCCGAACGCGCUGCUGUCCUUCUCCUUGGGACCGCGGUCGUGCAUCGGGCAGGACUUCGCGUUGCUGGAGGCCAAGGCCACGCUGGCGCUCAUCCUGCGGCGGUUCGCGUUCAAGGUGGCGCCGGAGUACGUGCACGCGCCGGUCGACUUCCUCACGCUGCAGCCGUCGAAAGGGCUCCCGGUCGUGCUCAAGCUCUUGGAUGUGUAG
Molecule: messenger RNA, 1578 nt
Organism: Miscanthus lutarioriparius
Lineage: Eukaryota; Viridiplantae; Streptophyta; Magnoliopsida; Poales; Poaceae
Source: the annotation of a GenBank genome assembly